Molecule: messenger RNA, 3826 nt
Organism: Chiloscyllium plagiosum (whitespotted bambooshark)
Lineage: Eukaryota; Metazoa; Chordata; Chondrichthyes; Orectolobiformes; Hemiscylliidae
Gene: fsd1
Product: fibronectin type III and SPRY domain containing 1
Biological process (GO): regulation of mitotic spindle organization; regulation of cell division
Cellular component (GO): microtubule
Molecular function (GO): microtubule binding
Source: RefSeq, a predicted model, not a curated record
CUGUGCUUUGUUCGGGCUUUUAAAGACGAAGGAGGGGAAACUAAGUCAGCGCAAUGUCAGUGCAGUCAGCCUGUUUUUAAAGAAACGGAAAGGAUUUUGUUUCCUCUCUCAGCUCUACAUUCCGCAAUGGCAGAUCACAGUAAGGAGACUUUGAAGAGGAUUAUUACUACCCUGGCUGUGAAGAAUGAAGAGGUCCAGAACUUCGUCUUUGUGCUAAAACAAACCCUGAAGAAUGUUGAGGCUAAUUCUGAGAGAGCUCUUGCAGAUCUGGAGGCAGAAUAUAGUUCACUUUAUGCCAUACUGGAUGAGAUGAAGGAAGACAUGAUAACAAAGAUCAAGCAAGAACGAGCCAGCAAAACGUAUGAACUUCAGAAUCAGCUGACCGUCUGCACCAAGGCUUUGGAGAGUUCAGAGGAGCUGCUCGAAUUUGCUAACCAGACACUGGACACUGCAAACUCUGAUGGAAUCAGCGAGGCUGCCAAGCAGAUUAAAGAUAGUGUUACCAUGGCACCAGCAUUCAGGCUGUCCUUAAAGGCUAAAGCCAGUGACAAUAUGAGUCAUCUGAUGGUCGACUUUUCCCAAGAACAAAAGAUCCUUCGUUCACUCAAGUUCUUACCAGUACCAAGUAUUCCAGAGAUUGAUGCAUCCGAGUGCCUGGUGGCAGACAAUUGUGUGACCAUAGUGUGGAAAAUGCCUGAAGACGAUGGUAAGAUCGAUCACUAUGUUUUAGAAUAUCGCAAAACCAAUUACGAAGGACCACCACGAUUAAAGGAAGAUCACCCUUGGAUGGUGAAGGAAGGCAUCAAAGAGCAGGAAUUUACCUUGUCAGGGUUGAAAUUUGACACAAAGUUUAUCAACUUUCGGGUGAAAGCAUGCAACAAAGCUGUGGCUGGAGAGUUUUCAGAACCCAUCACCCUGGAGACAAGUGCAUUUAAUUUCAAUUUGGAUGCUGCAACAGCCCAUCAGAAUUUGAAAGUGGAGGACCAGAGUGUGGAAUGGGAUGCAUCAGGGGGAAAGGUGCAAGAGAUCAAAGUCCGAGGAAAGGAAAACCGAAGUAGGACAGCAUCGCCGGCGAAUUCCCCUGCAAGGAGCAUCAUUCACUCACCAAAGAGAAUGCCAUCUGGACGGAGCAGCAGAGAUCGCUUUACGGCUGAAUCAUACACUGUGUUAGGGGAUACUCUAAUUGAUGGUGGACAGCAUUACUGGGAGGUCACAUUUGAAAGGGACAGCAAGGCUUUCAUUGUAGGUGUGGCCUACAGGACUUUGGGCAAAUUUGAUCAACUGGGAAAGACCAAUGCCUCCUGGUGUCUUCAUCUCAAUAACUGGCUGCAAGUCAGCUUUACCGCCAAACACAACAACAAAGCCAAAGUCUUGGAUAUCUCAGUACCUGAGAGAAUCGGAGUUUAUUGUAACUACAGUGAAGGUCACCUGUCAUUCUACAAUGCCAAAACAAAGCAACUGAUUCAUUCAUUUAGAACAAAGUUCACACAGCCUAUCCUUCCUGCCUUCAUGGUCUGGUGCGGCAGUUUUAUUGUGCAAACAGGGCUUCAGGUACCGAGUGCUGUCAAAUCACUGCAGAAACGCAACAGUGGGACAAGCAGCUCCACUGCCAGCCUAACCUAGAAGUCAUUUACCAAGCUUCCAUGCUACUGCCCCCAGCUCAUACUAAAGCAAAGAUUGUACCCUGAAAACUGCCUUGAGAAGGGAACUGAAGACUGGAAACUAGAUUCUCCACACCCCACCCGAGUGUGGAACUUUGGCCUUUUUUUUUAAUUUACGAUGAUUGAAUUUGAACUCUUUCAGAAAUGGAGACUUGUGAUUGAGUAUCUGCUUCUGUUUGUGGUUGACACUAAAAUCUUGAUGCACAGCCUUGAUUGUGAAAUGUUUUUAAAAAUAAUAAACUGAAAAUGUUAAUUAUAGCCAAUGAUUGAACAAAUAUUUCUGGUGGAAUCUCAUGUGAUGUUCAUUUUUCUCCCUUUUGAUUGUAAUAUCAUUGUAAUAUCUUUUGAUCAUUAUAACCAACCCAUGAUAUAAACAGAUUUUCUACUGUCCUGUUUUCUCUAAACCCAGAAAGGAAGAGAGGAGUUAUUCAGUAUCAUGAUAAAAAUAUUGUUGCUUUAUCCAAUCCUGUAAAAAAAAUUUCUUUGUUCUCGCUGGGAACAUGGGACAUUUUAAGUUAUAGAAAAUAGUAUAGUCAUCCGAAAAUCAAAAUAUGCAAUUGAGCCAAUUGCAGUAAUGGGAAUCCUAUAAAGAAACUUGAAUGAGUAGUGCUAGUUCUCUAUCCACGCACUUUUUCUUAUUAAAUUUGAUGUUAUCUUGCUUCCCCCACAGUCUGGAGUGCAUCAAAUGUAAGCCUAGGAUGAGAAACCAUUCUUGUUUAUUUUCUUCUAGUUGAACCUGAUUUUUGUAAAACCCCUUCUAUUAGCUUGUUACUUCAAUAUGGUUGUAUGAGAUGGGGAAGGAAGAUUUAUAGACUUGUGGCCAUUCGGAUUACCAGAAUGCUGAACACUAUCCAGCUUUCUGUGAGCUCAUAUCCAUCUGGCAAGAUGGAUGCUUGUUAGUCAGUAUUCCAAGAAUAUUUUGAAACUGACCGUCAAAGGCAAUAGGAUUGUAGUUCAGGCUGAAUUUGGCUGAGAGCAAUGAGGCUCCUUACCAUGCAGUCUUCCUCCUUGUAAUUGCUGUAGGAUAAAUACCAUUUGAGAUUCUAAAAGAUUAAUGAUUUGACCACAUCAUCUGUGCAGUCUCUUUUGAGCUCUACUACUGCUGGCUGCUUUUCACAACUGAGGCAAAAUCUAACGCAAUCUGCAAACUAGCUGGUCUGAGUUAAAUAUGGGUAGAGCAUGGGUAUUUUGCUUAAACGUACCAAGCACAACAUUUGACCACAAACUUUUCUGAGAAGAGGUACAUCUAUUUGGGUAUUUUAUCCUGCCUUCUCUAUACUAGUAAACACGAGGAAUGGCUAUGAAACCACUUGGGGUCUGUUUCCUUUCAGUCCAUUAAUUAACAAAGUUACUUUGAUGAAUGUCAUGAUCUGUUAUGGGUUCACAAUUAAAGGGAAUCCAUUGCAGGCUUUAACACAAUAGGGUCUUUUAAAAUAAGUCACUAUUGCUGAAUGUUGUUAUAAUUUCAGAUUUGGCACAUGCUACCUGUAUAUCUCGAUUUCAAACCUUCAUGGAUGACAGCGUAGAGGCCAAAUGAAAAGGAAGCGUAUUUUAUUGAAUUCAAUGCAAUAUUGGCAUGUCUCAACUACCCCAGUCUGUGUUCUGUGCAUUUUAUGCCUCUUUUGGUGGAGCAGAUAUUUUGUGAUGCACUGUGUGUGAAAGGAAUGAAAUUGCAUUUGUAUAAUGUCUGAAAUUACAGUAAGUGAUGUGAUUAUAAGGAUAUUUGUGCACCUAUAAGUAAUUUAACUGGGGUAGCACUUAAUGCAGAGAGAUUUGACUUGAAUGUGACAAGUGCUAGGAAGAGGGAUUUCCUGGUGUCUAAACAAUAGUAGUAAAUGCAUUAACAGGGGAGCUGAGAACUGCUGACUGUUAGACAGAGAAUUCUAUUUUAUACCAUAUGAAGACUGUGAUAACAGUGAAAGUAUUCUACUGGAUUAAGUUUACAUGUUUAAAUCUUUUAGAAUUGGAAUCUGGGCUGUUGCGUUUUUGUGACUGGUUCUAAAUUCAGUAUUUAUUUUUACUUGUAAAAUUCAUUUUGCAUUUUCUUAGUAACACAUUGGCUUCAACAUCCAAUUAAUAGAGUGUAUAUAAAGAUUGACAUUUCACAUUAAUGUUUAAUAUUGUAUUAAAAAUUAAUUGCACCAACAUUGCUGUUUAGUGUUUGU